Molecule: messenger RNA, 2850 nt
Organism: Exophiala dermatitidis NIH/UT8656
Lineage: Eukaryota; Fungi; Ascomycota; Eurotiomycetes; Chaetothyriales; Herpotrichiellaceae
Exons: 1
Coding region: 1-2850 (949 amino acids)
Source: RefSeq, a predicted model, not a curated record
AUGGAGACCAGUACACCCCCUACCCAGGACGUUGAUAUGGUUCUUUCAGUCGACGAGAACCAACCACCCUCUCAAGCGCCAGCACGACUUGCUGUGCGCGCCCAUCGCAGGUCAAGCACACUACGGAAAUCCUCGGCCAGCUCCUCGCGCCGCAGUUCAUUGUCCUCGAUUCAUUCUCGUUCCUCUGGGCUCUCGAGUCAUGGAGGUCCCAGCAGUACCCAUGUGGCCCAACAUCUUCGACGAGCCUCUAUCAUCGAAAGCAGGAAAGCCCGACUGGCAGACAGAGCCGCGCAUGCGGAACAGGUCAGAUUACGAGCCGCCGCCGCCAAGGCAUCCCAGAGGGCUUCCUAUAGCGAAGAAAAGGCUUUGGCUGCACAAGCAACACGGGAGAAGUUGCUGGCGGAAAUCGCUGCGCGAUGUGAGGAGGAGGUCAGACGGGCCAAAAGGAUUGCCGAAGAGACCAAAGAAAAGAAGGCUGCCGAACUAGCCAAGCUACGGGAAGAAAUGGCCGAGAAGUUUGAAGAGGCGGCACGGCGGAAAUCAAUGUAUCAGCAGGGUUUACGGAGGUCAAGGACCAGCUCUCUAGCAGCCGUUGAAGAGAAGAAGGUCAGCCCGCCAGUGUCGAACCGCUCCGACAGAAACUACGCCGCCAAAGUGAUUCAGCGUGCCUGGCGGAGAUGUCGAAGCCGGAGGAUCUUACAGGGUUUUGCUUCUCUUGGACUCGAUUGGGAUCGUGCUAGGGACCUCUCUUUCGAGGACCUAACCCGUUUGCUCUCCGCUGAACGGACAAUGAACAUCGCUGCCACUACCCUGAGACAUCUCGGCGUGGUUGAAGACCCUAGUGAAGAUCUAGGAGUCGUCCGUGUCUUCCUCAGUGCCUAUAUCAUACUGGCACAUCCAAUACAGGCUUUCAGUCAUGGUGGCAAUGAGCCUCAGGAGCAGGAACUUGUGUCCAAAGCCGGCGCUCUGAUCAAAGCCUUUGAGCACCACAUUAAGACUCUGUCUUCGUCACCGAGAGGCGAUGCAUCUGCUUCCAGCAAAGACUCUUUGCUUUUUGCUUUCAAUGACUUUAGCUCGACCUUCCAUGCAUGGAAGAGUCAGGAUUUGGGCGUAUUAAUCGACAUUAUGGUCAACUCGUUUGUCAACCUUGACCUCAUCUUGCAAGCAACGAAAAACGACCACGAGGGUCACGUCGCCCAAGAUUAUUUGGAUGCCGUGCGUCAAGAACAGGUCAAACUACUGGCGCGGCUGAAGAGACUGGCCGGACCAGAACAGGCACUUGCGACAGUAAGGUCGGCUGUCAGACGGGCCCGCAAACAACGAGCUGCCGCUCAGCCCGCAAAAGAAGAAGAACAGGUCCCCCGAGCGUCAACGCCUGUGAACGAAAGCCUGACCGCUCCUCAAGGGGCGCCUUUGACGCCGCCCGCCACUCCACUACCAUACGGCCGCGAGUCUGAAGGAAAGGGCGCGUCAUUCGCCGACAGCCUCGGACAGAUCAUGACUGUGUUGCCUUCGAACCGCGAAAUCGCACAUGAGAUGCUCAUCAAUGGCAGUUUUGAGGUACAGCAGCGGCCCUGGACCGACGUCCGAAAGGAUCUCAUGGAGACUCUCCGUUCGAGCAUGCGUGCGAGCAUGCAGGAGGGAAGUAACGAAGUGGUUGCGAGGUGGACGCACGCUAUGGCCGUCCUCAUACGCGAGAAGCUGAUGAAUCUUGUCAGCAGGAGACAUCCUUUGUAUGACAAGAUCGACGGCCUUCUCGAUCCGGCCUUGAUCAGCCAACAGUGUCGGAACAACGUGUUUUCGUAUGAUGCCUUCUUUGACACCAUUUCGAGCAUGAUUGCGCAGAUCUGUUCGCCGGGUCGUGACGAUAUGGUGAAGGCUUUUGCUUCAAAUACAACCAGUGACACCAUUGAUCGAUUGUUCGAGCUAAUCAAUAUUAUCGACCUGAUGACCCUCGAUCACAUCAAUUUUCAAUUCAGACUAGCCUCACAAUCCGUGCUUGAGCACGGCCACGAGCACGAAAUCGCCUCGUUUGAGAAAGAUCUUCAAGAAGGGGUGCAUGCCCUCGAACGCACAAAAAGGUGGUGGGCUGAUGCACGGUCAAGCACGACAUCGUCAAAUCCAAGUGGUAGUGUCGUAUAUGCCAGGGGCCUGACGGAUUUAGUGCUACGCAAUUCACAUCUGUCGUCGCACGAUGUCCCUGAGACCCUGCAACUCGACCAUCUCCGUCUUCUCAAGCUAAGAUCUCGGGUCUUUCACAUGAUAGCUACGGCCUCGAUCCUUCUCACGACCAAAAUCCGACUCCGGCGAAAUAGAGAGUCAUCCUGGACAAAGGACGCCGAACGAUUGAUGUCUCUGGACCUACUGACGACUGACUGCCAUCGGAUUGUCUCCUUGCUCGAGUCAUCACACAUGAUGCCCGAUGCGACCAAGGAAGGCUUGUCCAACUUUGUUGGUCGCGUUCUACCUCCUGCUGUCGCCGCGGCCCAGAAUGCAAACACGGCGGAGCAAGCCCGGCAAGAUGCGAUUCACAACCAGUCUGCUCAGGAAGGGUCAGUGGCCGUGGAGCAGGAGCAGAAGAUGGACUCUGGUGACGUCUUCAGCGAACAGAUUGCUAGCUUCAUGCUGAAAUCGUUGCGUGAGCAUGUUUUCGCCAGGUUGUCUGCCAGCGGCACCGCCGAAAGAGUGCGAACGACCACCGGUGCGGCCGAGAUUCUGGCCCGAGUUGGCAUGCCGGAGUUUUUGGGCGAGGUCAACCGGAUUGUGGAUGAACUUGAAAGGAUCCGUGCCGUGGACCUCAAGUGCCAUGGAAAAUGGUAUGACCAGAUUGCGACUGAGACAGCUCAAUGA